Messenger RNA from Ruditapes philippinarum (Manila clam), 3234 nucleotides. RefSeq names its product apoptosis regulator BAX-like. The record is from RefSeq and is a predicted model, not a curated record. Gene Ontology annotation, biological process: extrinsic apoptotic signaling pathway in absence of ligand; regulation of apoptotic process; intrinsic apoptotic signaling pathway in response to DNA damage. NCBI's taxonomy places the organism in Eukaryota, Metazoa, Mollusca, Bivalvia, Venerida, Veneridae. Gene Ontology annotation, cellular component: mitochondrial outer membrane. Gene Ontology annotation, molecular function: protein heterodimerization activity; protein homodimerization activity.
GACCCCCAUUAGAACAUAUGAGAGAGAUAGCACGUGCUUUAAGAUGUAUAGCAGAUGAACUAGAUCAGGACCAGCGAAUACAAAGAAUCAUAUCCAAAGUGCCUCCAGAUGCUCCUCAACAGACAUUCUUUAAUGUUGCCAAUGAUUUCUUCCGUGAUGGUAUCAUAAGCUGGGGUAGAGUUGCAACCUUGUUUUAUUUUGGCUAUAAAAUGGCGUUAAAAGCCCUAGACAAAAUUCCAUUAAUUAAAGCCAUAAUAAAUUGGGUUAUAAACUUUAUAGUAGAUCAAGUAGCACCUUGGAUUAUAGAGAGAGGCGGCUGGGAAAUGAUUGUAGAAUAUUUUGGAACACCAGGUUGGCAGGCGACAGGGAUAUUUGUUGGAGGAUUUGCUGUAGCAGGGGCUAUAGUUGCGUACAAUGUCUGGGGUCAUUAACAUUACAUGUACAUAGACUAUUAGGAUAAUUUGUGACCAAUUAUCUCAUCCUUUAAGACUGUUGCUUUACAGAUACAGGACAAACUGAAAAAUUCAACAACUGACAUUAAUUCCUGUGAUUUUCAACAAUUUUAGAUAGUUUUUACAAAUUUAUUUUAGUUUGAUAUUGUUGGAAGCUAUAAGCUUAAUGAAACACUUUUUAACAAACCAGUACUAAGCAAUGAAUAUAAAGUUUCUUGCUCAAGUUUAAAAAUAAAUUGCAUUUUUGCCAUAUAGAAUAAUUUAAAUACUAGUAAUCCCACCCACUGGUCAAAAGAUUUGAGUUGUGAUUCAGUAAAUCAACAUUUUUGAAGGAUGAGCAAGAUGGAAAUUAAUCGAAAUAAUAAAGUGUAAAUUUCAUAUUAGAUAGCUUGAACAUCUACCUGUACUAUUUUAUAUGAGAGAUUAUUUUUAGAAGUCUAUGAUAUUGAAAGGGGUAUCAGAAAACUGUUGUAGGCUGUAUACUUGAUUCUUCAGCUAUAUAUUCAAACCUACUUACAAGUUAACCCUCUUAACGCUCAAACAUUUUUGGCUCCUAGAUAUUGUUUCAUUGGAGCAUAAAGUUGCCAGUAUGUAAUAAUAAUGUACUUCCUUUCUUCCAUUCAUCCAUCACACAUCUGUUUCCAAUAGGAACUUCAUUUACUGACUUGGUACUUUGCAUUUUCCAUUGAACUAUACUUUUGAUUAAUUGAGUUCAUGUCACAUCGACAAAUUUUCCUUGUUGUAAAGCAGUGUUCAGGGAGCUUAUUUUAGUCGCUGAUUUUUUGCUGUUAAAAAAAAGUACUAUAUUUUAGGGUUGUAGUUCAUGCUGGGUCAUACUGGCCUGAACUUUUAAAUGAAAAUACUUAGUAGCGUAAUUUAUUGUGUAAUAAAGAUUGAUUCAAGAUAGAAUGAAAUUACUUCUAAGCAAAAAAAAAACAAAAACAACAAAAACUCUGUAGUAUAUAGUUUUAUGUAAUGUACCAUGUUAAAAAUUGUUAUAUUUCUGAUGUUCUACAUUAAAAUUUUGAAUUAUUUUUCCUAAGAAGAUGUAAUAUCUUGUUGUAGAUUGUUAAUUUCUAUAACAGAUGUAUCAAGAGAAGUUUUAUAUACAUUUUACCAUUAUUAAAGAAAGUAUAGAAACUUAAUCAAAGGUACCAGUUUAUAAAAGGCAUACAUAUAUUUUUUUUGUAAAUUCACGAUGCACACUUCUAAACGUGUAUUGCCAGGAUAACAUUGCAUGGCACUUUAAAAUUAUAGAUUUUAUGUUUUCAAAAAGAUGUUAGAUGUACCUCUUUCAGUAAAAUAUUUUAUACUAACCAACUUAUCAUAACUGUGCAAUUAUCACUGAAUUUUAAACAAUUUUGUUGUUUGUUUUAUUUCAAAGAAAAUUUGUUGUAUUAAGUGUAAUAUUGUGCAAUGUUAAGAUAUCAUUUGGACUCAUGGUUGAUUACAUACCAGUUAGUCAUUUAGCUUUAUUUGCAGUGUUAGGAGGGUUAAACCCCCUUUUUACUGAGUAGCUAGUUUAAUUGACAAAAUACAAUACAGUUUUGUGUAUAAAACUUAAACCUGUAAAAGUUUAAGGGCAUAUGAUAUCAGAACUUAAGUAGAUAGUUAACAACUUAAGUAGGUAAUUAACAACUUAAAUAGGUAUUAUUAACUUAAGUGGGUAGUUACAAACUUAAAUAGGUAGUUAACUUCUUAAGUAGGUAGUUAAAGAUCCUGUAUGUUAUAAUUGAGGUUGCAUACCACACUUAAGUGAAAUUAUAAUUAUGUAUAUAAUUAUGCUUAUAAAACAAUUUUUAAACAUCGAAGAAUAUGUAAAAUAUGUACUGCAAAUAUUUGUGCACAUUAUAUGUAAUCAUUAAAAUAUAUGCAUUCUUUUCUUAUUGUAGAAUUUGACUUAAUCUUAAUAGAAAAUAGAUUUUGUAUUACCUCCCUUUAUUUACAUGAAAUGUUAAAUUCGGUAAUAUAUUUAUAAAUGAUGCUUUUUGGAACCUACAAUAUUGAUAAAUCUUAAUUUGAGCAUCAUAUUUAUGAUUUAAACCAUAAAAAAUUGUGUUACAGGAUCAUUAACAACUUAAGUAGGUAGUUAACAACUUAAGUAGGUAGUUAACAACUUAAGUAGGUAGAUAAUAACUUAAGUAGGUAGUUGACAUACUCGGCAUACUCAAUACUCUCAUUGAUUUAAUUGAUAAGUGAUUUAAGUGAUAUAUUCCAUAUUCUGGCACAAUCCCCCUAAAUCCUAAAUGACAAUAUAAACUUGUAUAUACAUUAUAACUGAUCUGCUUAUUGAUUAUUAUUAGAUCACUAUACUUCUUUGGUAAAUGAUAUUUGCCAUGAUAUUCAAUAUAAUAAACAUCUUAGUAUUUCACAAGAUAUUAAUACAUGUAGAAGUUGUUUGUUUAAUUGUUAAAAAAAAUAAAUACCACUCCGUAAUGGUGAAUUUAUCUUUUCAUUAUUUAGCUCACAUUUUUAUUACAGAUAUUAAUUGAUAAAACUUAUUACUACUCUGGUGCAUUUUAAUGAUAACAAUGUUCAGAAACAUGGUGUAUGAUACACUAGUACUGUUUUUAAAACUCUUAAAAUGCCAUGUUGAUGUUACAAUAAUAGUUGAAACAUAUGAUAGAGAUUCAGUGACAAAUACUUGAUGUAUUGUUUUUAUGAGUCCUUCUUGAUUGUUUAUCUUUAUUAUAAAGGUAGUUUUGUACAAAACAUGUUUAAAUCAUAGAUAUUUCAUGUGUAAAUGUAAAUCAUGAUAUAUUCCAUUAAAUGGGAAAUUCUA